Messenger RNA from Limanda limanda (common dab), 10136 nucleotides. RefSeq names its product SRC kinase signaling inhibitor 1a (gene srcin1a). Gene Ontology annotation, biological process: regulation of dendritic spine morphogenesis. Bases 1 to 5433 code for a protein of 1810 amino acids. NCBI's taxonomy places the organism in Eukaryota, Metazoa, Chordata, Actinopteri, Pleuronectiformes, Pleuronectidae. Gene Ontology annotation, cellular component: postsynaptic density; cytoplasm; actin cytoskeleton. The record is from RefSeq and is a predicted model, not a curated record. The transcript is spliced from 21 exons.
AUGCAGGGGGAGGAGAUGUUUGACGACGACUACCAGGUGUUCUUACCUGAUGGGCGGGCAGUCGGCCUGGUGCUGGGGCGCGGGCAUCCUGCUGCAGGAGAUCCCGAGCGUGGUGGCAGUCACAUGAUCUCGACAGAUGACUUGGAAUAUCCGCGGGAGUACCGGACGCUGGGGAACAGCACCCGGCGCUUCUCCAAUGUGGGCCUGGUGCACACGUCGGAGCACCGCCACACCGUCAGCGCGGCCCAGAGCCUGGAGGCCCUGACCAACCUGCACAAGGCCGACAUGGAGCGCAAGAGGGACGCCUUCAUGGACCACCUGAAGAGCAAGUACCAGCAGCAGCAGCAGCAGCUGCAGCAUCCGCACCACAGCCCGCACCACAACCCGCCAUCGCCAUCGCCCUCCCACGCCAGCAUGAGGGGCACGUCGGCGGAGCGCGCUGCACGUGAGCAGUGGUGGACAGGCACAGGUGCACUGCAGCAACAGCCCAACUACUGGAGCUUUAAGAGCCGCAGUCCCCGGCAUUCCCAGUCUACCCAGUCUGGGCUCGCCGACCAGGCCGCCAAGCUCUCCUUCGCCUCCGCCGAAUCCUUGGAGACCAUGUCGGAGGCCGACAUCCCCGUCGGGUUCAACCGGAUGAACCGUUUUCGCCAGAGCCUGCCGCUGUCCCGCUCUGCCAGCCAGAAUAAGCUGCGAUCUCCAGGCGUGCUGUUCCUGCAGUAUGGGGACGAGACGCGCCGCGUGCACAUCACCCACGAGCUGAGCAGCCUGGACACGCUGCACGCCCUCAUCGUCCACAUGUUCCCCCAGAAGCUGACCGCCGGCAUGCUGAAGUCCCCCAACACGGCCAUCCUGAUCAAGGACGAGGCGCGCAACGUCUUCUACGAGCUGGAGGACGUGCGGGACAUCCAGGACCGCAGCAUCAUCAAGAUUUACCGCAAAGAGCCAAUCUACGCCUCCUACCCCGCUGCGGCGCACCUGGCCAACGGAGAUCUGAGGAGGGAGAUGGUGUACUCCUCUCGCGACUCCUCCCCAACCCGCCGCAUCAACACCCUCCCCUCCUCUUCGGCCUCAGCGUCUUCUGGCUCUCCAUCCCGCUCACGCCUCUCCUACAGCGGCGGCCGCCCUCCGUCCUUCACCGGGUCCCAUUCCCAGCACGAACAGGCCCGACACCCCCACCAUCCCUCAGCCGGCCACGGUGCCAAUGUAGGCAUGUCUCCUUCCCCCAGCGCCAUCCUGGAGCGCCGUGACGUCAAGCCUGAUGAAGAGGUUUCUGCGAAAAACAUGGCACUAAUGAAGAAUGAGGGUCUGUACGCAGAUCCCUACAGCUUGGUGCACGAGGGCCGCCUCAGCAUCGCUUCCACUCAGUCUCUAGCUGCCAUCGGAGACCCCUUUAGCUUCCCUGUUACCAGUGGCCUGUACCGCCGUGGCUCCGUGCGGUCCCUCAGCACCUACUCAGCUGCAGCUCUUCAGGGGGAUAUGGACGACUCCCUCUACAAACCCGGUGGUUCGCUCUACUCCGACACAUACUCCUCAGCCACCCUGGGGAUGGGCUUUCGCAUGCCGCCCUCAUCGCCACAGAAGAUCCCUGACAUGCAGCUAAGGGAAAGGGAAUCGUACUCCGGCUCGCCCAGCAGAGCCUCACCUGUCAGGCAGUCGUUUCGCAAGGACUCAACCUCGUCCUCCGUGUUUGUGGAGAGCCCAAAGUCGAGGCCCAGCUCCGGCUCAGAGCCUCUGUGCCUGACAGCCGGGCCUGGAGAGGGUGGGCGGGCCACGCCUGGAUUCGGUUCCUCGUUGUCUGGACAAGACGCAGACAUUAGCAGGGAUCAUCGCCUGGAGCGUAUGGAGGCCAUGGAGAAGCAGAUAGCCAGCCUGACCGGCCUGGUCCAGAGUGUGCUGACCAGAGCACCAGACAGUGACAGCACAUGCGGCCUGCUGCGUCUCUGCAUGAUGGCGGGCUGCCCCCCGGACCAAGGGACGGAGUUCUCACGGCCAUUACCUUUUUCUUCCAGCGAGAAGACCGAAACCAACAGCGACGGCUCCGCCACUGGAACUCACACACCAUCGGGACCGCUCGCUCUGAUGCCGCCGCCCCCCUCUAUCUCAACCCAGGUGAACAGCGUCGGCCGCUUGCAGAUGCAGCUGCACCUGCACGGCCUGCAGCAGAACGCCAGCGACCUGCGCAAACAGCUGGGCCAGCUGCGCAAGACACAGGUGGAGAACCAGAUUUCGGUGAAAACUCUGCUGAAGCGGACAGAAGCGGAGCUGAAUGUGCGCGUUGCUGACGCCUUAAGAAAACAGGAGGAUCCUCUGCAGAGACAGCGCCUCCUGGUGGAGGAGGAGAGACUCAAGUACCUCAACGAGGAGGAGCUCAUCAUUCAGCAGCUCCACGACCUGGAGAAGUCGGUGGAGGAGAUCCAGAAGGAGUCAUCUGUCAACCACAAGCUUGUGACCGUGCAGGAGCUGGAGGAGAAGGCCACCCAUCUGAGGAAACUGGGAGAAACGCUCACAGAACUGAAAAAUCAAUUCCCGGGCCUGCAGAGUAAGAUGCGUGUGGUGCUCAGGGUAGAAGUGGAGGCCGUCAAAUUCCUGAAAGAGGAGCCGCACAGACUGGACGCCCUGUUGAAACGCUGCAAGAGCAUAACCGACACCCUCGCCACCAUGCGCAAACAAGCGAAUGAGGGGGUGUGGAAGAAGCAGGAGGACUUCUCCAGUUCCUCAUCGAAGCACAACGACGACCUGCGAAAGUUUCCCGACUUCGACAUUCCCACUAGCCCAGCCCUCACCAUGAAUGACCUUGGGGGAGGCAACAGCCUGUCCAACUGGAGCCCCCACUCCAGCUUCAGCCGAAGCCACGGGAACCCGUCCGGCCCUCACAAGGAAAGUUAUCCUCCUGUUCCCCACAAGGGCAGAGCCCUGGAGGAGCUGGAGCGCCGCGCUGCUGCGGACAAAGCUUUGUCCGUAGAGGUCCGACUGGCAGCAGAGCGGGAUUGGGAAGAGAAGCGGGCCAGUCUGACCCAGUACAGCGCUCAGGACAUCAACCGGCUGUUGGAAGAGACCCAGGCUGAAUUAUUGAAGGCGAUUCCAGAUCUGGACUUUGCUGCCAAGCACAUUAAACCCUCCUCAUGCACAACUUCCUCCCAGAACCCUCAGAGUGGGACGGCAACCCCAGAGCACCGCGUCAGCAAACCCCAGCACAAGCUUUCUGGGAAGGAGGGGUCCAGGCGUGGCUCUGAUGAACUCACGGUGCCUCGAUAUCGCACAGAGAAACCCUCCAAGUCUCCUCCUCCCCCACCCCCGAGACGGAGCUUCCCCACCUCCCCAGGCCUGAUCACCCGCAUCGGAGAGCCCCUCACUGUUGGAAAAAGUAUAAAGAAGUCUGAAUCUGACGAGAUCGAAGGCCAGAAGCCUCAUACAAAACUGCGGAGGACCGUGUCUGAAAACCCUCGUCCUGCAUCGACACCCCCCACCCUGACCUCCGGGGACAGGGAGGAAGGGGAGGAGGAGAGAAUCGCUGCAGAAUUGGAGGGAAGUCUCUUGUCUCCGGUCCCUCACAUCGUGUUGACAGACACAGCUUCGCCCACUGGCUCGGAGGAUCCCGGCAGUGAUUUAGCAAACAGCUCUGUGGAAGAGAGUCCGUCACGAGAUUUGAUAAGUCAUCUCCACAAGGCACACAUUUCAAAGGACAGGGGAAGCUCUCGUCAGCAAGAGCUUAAAAGGGAUAUGGAAUUGAAACAGGAGCUCGCCCUUCUGUUGAUGGAGCUGGAGGUGAGGGUGGUGUCUACUCUUGAGGCCCAGGAGCUCAGCAACACUACUGGAAAAGUUAUAGAGACUCUGACCAUCUCACCGCAGACAAAAGAAGUCUCUGAGGUUCCGCUGGGAGAGCGACCUCUCCUAGUGCUCUUCACGGAGGAACAAACAGUCAGAGAGGCCUACACGCUGCUGUACUCCCUUCUGGAGUCGACCAAGCCUGUUCCCAAGCCCAGAGUCAAAUCUUCCCUUGGUUCGGUCAGACAGAGCUCUCUGGUGGAGGCUCUGAAAAGAGGGAUGGAGUCAGGGGACAGGAGGCUGACGCUUCACAACACAGAAACUGAGAUGAUUCCUGAGGUACAGCCGGGGUUAGUAAACAGUUCUCUUGAGUCCAAUGGCUCGAGUAACAGUCGGACGAGGAAAACAGAAGAUGUCCGACGCAGUACCUACAAGAGGCUGGACAGCUUGGAGGAAACCCUUCGAGAGCUGGAGCUCACCUUGAUUGAGUUUGGCGGCCAUCCCUCUGCAGAGCAGCUCUACGCUGAGACAACUCCAGCACAGAUGACCAGCAGACCGUCCUCAGAGACCAAGAGGCCUCCGGUUCCACCCAAGCCGACGUCUUUGAACGCAGCAUCGACCCAGGGCAGGGCUGCAACACUUGACAGUCCCACUGUCAGGUGGAUAGUUCAGUUUUACAUCGGCCGAUCCCAGAAAAACGUCAUUGGUGUCAGGGGGGAGACUCGCUUUGCUGGAAUCAGGCAAUCAGGAGUUUAUGUGUUUGUUUGGCAUAAACCAAAGCCGCUGAAGAGGAGAAAUUUACUACCAUGUACUGUGUUUCCAUGCUCUGAUUCACACUUUCUCUCCUCCUCUCCUCAGGGAGGCAAUGUCUCCAGUGUCGGUAAAGUUCUCCACACCUCGGCUACAUCCAAGCUGAAGCACCUGCAGCAGAACAGCACAGAUAAGACUAAAGGCGGCAAAAGAGAGGACUUCCUGAAGAUCCAGGGCCAGCAGCAGGAGCCUGAAGGGGACAGUGCCCAGCCACAACUGUUUGUAAGACUUUACUUUUUCACGGUUUCCCCUUUUGAUCCCCUAAAAAAACACCAUCUCUUUACAUCCCGACCCUCCCACCUUCUGUGUCCUGUGUCCCUGCUCUACCUGAAGGCCUUGGAGACCAACAGAACCAGCGGCAGUAUUGAACCAUACAUCUCUGGCACCAAAACGGGCGUUCUCUCAAGCCGAGUGCCCUGUCCUUCAGCAGCGUUAACCCCUGGCCAGAGGAAGCACCCCCAGGAGAGGCCGCUACCGGCCCUGAAAGCCUCCUCCAGUCAAGCCAAGGCGCUGCUGGCGAGCCUGACCGCCGCCGGCCUGAGCGCCGAGGCCCUGCUCCUCUCCUCCGCCCUCCGUCAUCACCGGCUUCUGCGCGAGCAGCGAGCCUCCUCCCUGCCUCUUCCCAGCAGCCGGUCCUCUUCCCCUACUCCUGAUGCCUCCCCUUGCUCCUCUUCCUCACCCACCACCCCUACUCCAUCCCUGUCUCCCUCCUCUCCCACCCCUCUGAGUUCCCUCACCCUCCCCUCUGGGGUUCUCAAGCCCAGCGGUCGUAGCCUUGACAGCUGCAGCCUCGAGGAGGAGGAGGUCAGCAGCGAGCCUGUGAAAAAGGACCUCACCCCCGGCAACCCUCUGUGAGGAAGAGGAGGAUGAAGACAUGGGGGAACGCAUUGCAACAUCGUCAUGAACCAAAACCAUUUUUCAAGAUUUUUUUUUUUUCUUCUUUCUUGUCCCUUCUUUUGUCUGCAGUUUGCAGAGUCAUCAUAUUUCCAUGGAAAGAACUACCAUCCUGUAAAUGGAGUCACUCUCUUCCUCCCGGACAAGUUUCCUCCCUCUGAUCUGGCUCCACAGUUCCUCUGAAGUGGUCUGGAUGAAUUAACUGACAGCACCGAUCUCAUAUAUAGCCUCACUCAGUGGGUCCUUAGUGGAGUAGAUAUAUAAUAUCUGUGACUUUUAUCAUAGAAAUUAGAACGCAAUAAUCACAAAGUGAGUCCUGUAGUCGUGUGUGUCCUGGAUAAUAUUACUCUCACUUACCUGCAUCACAGCAGAACGUGAGCCCGCUCAGAAAAAAAAAAGAAGAAAAAAUCUAAAGUAGGUCGAGGUGAUGGUUGUGGUUUUAAGCUGUUAUUCGUUCAAAGGGCACUUGUGGCUUUUCUUGCAUCACACGUGUUUUACAUUCUGAACUGGUGCUACAUUUUCCCCUCUGUUUGUACACACUGUGUGAAGAGUUUACAUGACAGUCCCUGACCUUUGACCUGCGCUUUGUUGCAAGUGUACACAACACUGUCUGCAUAAGGAAUUCAUGUCACAGUAUCUAUAUGCAGAUAUUCCCUACGAAAGUAUGGAAUUAAUUCUGAAAAUUGUAAUGAAGUAACACUAUACCUACAAAAGCACACUGCAGGGAGCAGUCCUAUUAUAGCACACGUCUAUUCAAAAUGGAACAAACAUGCACAGAGACACAAACAGAAGGGAAAAAUGCAAAUCAUGUAAACAAAUGUUCAUACGGAUGUUAUAUACAAAUGUUGAAUCUCUGUGUGUGUGUGUGUGUACGAGCUAGUGAAUUAUGACAAUCAGGAUGUUCCCACUGUAGCAUCUCACAGGUUGCUAUGGCAUUUUUAGCACCUGACAUCACCAAACCAUCCCAAAGACUCAAGCACACCCGGCUGCGGAUAACACACACACACAUUCUGUCACACGUGCACGUGGAAAGCAAAGCUGAUCGCAGAAGCACAGACUCUGCUAGUCGAUAUUGUCCUAUUUUUGUUCCAGGAUACUUGGGUGAUGAUUCAUCUUUAGUCUCAUCUGUUGAAAGGAGCACUCGGGUUAAAAUAUGGAACGUGAUUUCCGCCUCAAAGGAAUCGGAUGUGCUGUGUUUUUCGCCCUUGGUUUUUAAUUUUUUACAUUUUCAAUUGGCAGACCUUAUUGAAGAAGCUUCUUUAUACAAGCACAAAAUUUAUCUUUAGUGAAUUGACGAGUCCUGACAUCAUCUCAACAUCUUGGGUAGUCUUUGAAAGAUUAAUCAGCACAUAUUUAUGAACUCAAGAUGCAACACGACACUGAGAGGAGAAUAUAGAAAUAUAAAUCGAGCACAGUUUCCUCUCACACACAUUUCUUACCCUAAUUUUAACUUAUUGCAUCUGGUUGAUCACGACGAGCACAAAGCCACAAGGGCGAGAGACAGAAAAACAUUCCCGCACAUUAAAAAUACUAUACAUUAGAUUAUACCGAUGUUUCCGUGGCCUGGUUUGGUUUUUAUUACCUGCAUGUUCAACACAUGAAACACUUAUGAAUGUCCGGCCCUCUGAGUUCCUCAGCGACAGAAGUUUAAAGCUCCUCAGAGGUCAGUCAGCGUGACCCCUGCACAAGGAACCACUUUGAUGCUGCCUGUCCUGUGUUGUGGCUUCGUGCCAAGGUCGAACCGACACUCGUAGACAAAGUGGUUUUUCUUUUGGACUGUGUGAAAUCGAUUCUUUGUGGCAUUGAGAUUAAAACAUGUGCAGAGGGGCUCAUGUCAAAGAGUAGGCAGUGUGAGGAGAGAGGAUUAGUGUGGAGACAUGUGUCGGAAGGCUACUUUAAUAAGGGGCGGCUUUGAGUUGCCGUCUCCAUCGAGGGCGCUCAUGACAUAAAGGACCCAAAGAGAUGAGAGGAAGGGUUUGACAGUGAGGGAGCCAUUAAGCAGCUGUUCGUUCCCUGUCCCUUUCCCUCUGCUUCCUCUUUGGUGUGGGGCAUCUGUGAGAUAACAACCACUCAGUUGAGGUUGCGCUUGGACAAAGUUUGAUGGGCCUCAGUUAUGAACAGUGCAAUAUGUAAUUAGCACUCAUACAAGUUUACCAAGACAGUGCUUUUACCCUUUGGGAAACCCCCUGCCUGUUUUUUCUCUAGAAGGACCUGUACCAGUGUUUCUGUUUUCCCUGUGCCUCUGAGAUUUUGUUCCGUUGAUCUUGUGUGACAGUAUUAGAUCGACAGCAAUGACAGAAUAACACUUUUACCCAAAGAAGAGGCUGCCAAAAAAAAAAAGGGCUCACCCCCAUUUUUUUCCCUGCAGCAUAAAGGAAGCCGCACUUGCAAUGCAGAGUGUGUCGGGUUGCAGCGGUGACAUGUGACCAAAACACUCCCUCAGAUCUGUCAAAGUGCAAAAAACUUGCGAGCCCACAGCGCAGCGAAUUAAGCCGCACCCCGGGCGCUCUGCGGCUCUGCCAGGCGGGUUCGAGCCGUGGGCACCGCAUUGAGUGAAGUCAAAUGAAAGAAAUUCACUCACUCAUGCUGUUCCACUCUCAAAUCCAUAACUUUUUCCGAGUUGAAUUUGCUGCAUUGGCGUCUGGAGAGAGUCGGGGACGAAUGUUCAUGCUUGGCCGCUUUUCCCCUAAGUGACAUCUGAGAUGAAACCCUCCGAGAUUCGCAUGACGUCGCCCUCUGGAAUGAUUUCUGUUUAUUUCAUUUUUUUUUUUUUUCCAAGACAAGUGUUGCUGGGAUUUCAACAUGGCUGAACGCUUAGAGGGCAUGUUGUGGAGACCCCUGGCAAUCAGAGAAACUACUGCAAACUUGAAAUCAAACCUAGGAGAAAUAUACAUAUAUAAAUAUAUCUAAGUGCGAUGUUUGUGUAUGAUAUUAUAAUUGUGAAGAAAAGUGUGAUAUAUAUAUAGGCCUAGAUUAAAUUAUAUACUGUAAAAUGUCAUCAUCUCUUCGGUUUUAUAUAUUAGUGACCAUUUUGUACAGAUGUUUUUUUUUUUUCUUUUUUAACUCAUUGUAAGAGAUAAUAACAUUUCACACUGAGAUUAUUUAUUCAUAUGCAGAACAUUUUUAUAUUUGUUUAAAAAUAUCUGUAUAGACAAGAGUUAGCCUCUGUAAUAUACACUGAAGUUCAUUUUUUUUUAUUCCAGGCUUUUCUUUAUGAACACUGAGUUUAAUGUAAUUUUCAUUUAUGAAAAGCCUGUCCCUGAAAACACUUGUCCAGCUCGUCUGCACCUUCGCCUCCUGAUGUGAAGGGUAACAUUGAGGUGUCAGUGGCUGGACCAGUGCCUGUGCUUCGGGGCUUAUUUUGCUACUAUCUUUUAAUUUUGGGGAUUUAUUUUGAGUAUCUGUGGUUUUCUUUUUCUCCCACCCUUUGUUGUGUUUGUGGUUUGGCUGGCAUUAGUGAUAGUGAAGAUGGUCAGAUAUUGUCACUACUACUGUGAGAGAAGAGUCAAUUCGCCUGAAGGCUUCAUUUAGAGCCUUGCUGCUUUGACUUGAAGGAGUUAAAAAGGCUUUUAUCAUAUCAUGUUUGCAUGUGAACAGGAACAGUAGCAGUGUGGAUGCUCAGUGCAGAAAGCGUUCAGAGGCAACACGCUCUGAAUCAUCACAACAGGUGGGAGUGAGUGACGUCGCCUAUUCUGCUCCAGUUGUUGCACCAAGUGGCUUUAAGUAGCAGUUGAGCGAAAACACAAGCUUUGUUUUAAAAACCACCACGACGGAUCAAAAAGGGAAUUACGUGACGUUUUAUCUCUUCCUUUGCCAUUGUAUUUUUUUUUUAUAUAUAUAUAUAAUGAACCUACAUUCUAUAGUAUGUAAAUGAGGUUUUUACAUGAAUGUGUGGAUGUUCCAAAAUCUUGGCAUCGAAAAGCAGAGAAAAACAAAAUUGACUUGUAAAUAGGCCGAGUCAUUCCUAGCGAGUUCAACAAAUUGUAAUGUCCAAAAGAAGAUGUUUUAUGAAUAAACUAUGACGAUGGGUACAAGUUAUAUACAAAACAAUGCAUGUAUAGUUUCAAGCAAUCGCACGGUGCAGUUGAAAAAAUGUUGUCUCCAUGUUUUCUCAAAAAGAAAUGAGAACGAGAGGAAGAGGAAAGUGGUUGUCUAUGUUAGAGGUUUACAAACAUGAAGAAUGACGACAUUAUUCUGGUAUCUAUGACGCAGGCAUGUUCAGUCUUACUGUGAUGUUAUGUGGUGGUGAUGAUGAUGAUGAUGACGAUGAAUAUGAUGAUGAUGAUGAUGAUGAUGAUGAUGAUGAUGACGAUGACGACAAUGACGAUAGAGUGCUGAAUGUUUAAGAGUUUGAAAAACUGGAACGCACCCCAACCAGAGAUGUUCACCACCGUUGGUGAACUCUUUCCACAGAGUGAUUCUCCCAUUUGUAGAGUAGUGUGACAUAAGAACAAGAAUAACACAGAAAAUAGAUCUAUAAUAUAAUGAUAUAUAAAUUUAAAAGCCUACUGAUACUGGAGAUACUAAUUUAUCAGUGUGGAUGCCAUGAUAUUCUGUGAGAUGUGUGUGUUUUUCCUGUGAGAAGACGGCAGGCAGUUGAACCUGCCUUCUUUUGUACAUAACUUGCUGUGAUUGUGUGUCCAAUAAAGUGCAGCUCUCUUGUA